UCCAGACUCUCCUGAUUACAUUUAGUCAGGGGCAAGUGCCGGGGAAACCUUCAGUGGACUAGGUAACCAGUCGCGUCAUAGAUUCACGUCUGAGAUCUCAACCACAUUUCAUCGCCCAAUAAUUAGUGGGUCUAGAUGUUGAUCAUUGCGGGCACCAAUGGCGUUCAGCAUCCGGUUAGACGCACCACGACUCCACGCAGAGCUUCUGUUCAGCAUUCUGCAAACAGGGUUUCUCAUGAGCCCCUCGUUUAUAAACAAUUGCUUAGGCACUUAAGUGACACACCGGAGAAGUACUAGGAAAGCAUUUCUGUUCCACUGCAGCAGAUAAACUUGUUUCUUUUUCACUUACCUUCGUCUUCUCCAUGGAGUCAAUAACAACUUAUAAUAGGCAUCAUGCAGGUUGGCCACCGGAUAACCAAGGCGAUGAUUGUAAUAUUGAUCUACUAGCCGAAUCGGCGGGUCCGUUCUCGACAGAAAUUGCGCACAUUCUCGGGAGCCUUGAAUUCAACUGGGAAAACACAGGGGGAGCAUCAAGCGAUGCUAGCUAUCAAGGUAGUGCGGAUCCACACUUCAUUUUCGAUCUGUGUUUUCCGGUCUUAAAAGCUUCCCCGGCCGAUCAAAUAGGCCAGAAGGAACACUUGCGGGAAGCAGAAGAGGUGUCCUGGCCUGGGGAAUGGCUUUCGCCCCAGUCCCAGUUGCUCUCUCCCCCAAACCUCAUGGAUAACCAGGAUCUCUCGACUGCCUUUUUGACGUGCAGUCCUAACGUUCAAGAUUCAAGCCUGAAGGCCCAACGCCCCACAGUUAGACGACGUCGACGACGGCAAAACCACGCAUGCGAUCCCUGCCGCUCAUCUAAAAAGGCCUGCGACUUGCCUCGGGGGGUUUGUACCUCUGAUGAUAGGGCCACCAAGCCAUGUUCAGGUUGCAAAAUGCGGGGCAUCGACUGCACUGUCUCCUGGCUGGCCAGUAGGCAGCUGGUACGUCAAACCGAUCGGGAUUGCGGAAAACCGAAUUCAGUCAUGGAGAACGACGCUGGCGACAGGGAAGGAACCGAUGCUGCCGAGAUUGGCCACGAUGCCCUGGCUUCCCUAUCAACUUUAGAGACCGACUUAUCAAGGAGCGCGAUGGCUGGCAGUAUAUGUUCACAAUAUUUCAACCUCUUCAUCGAUAUCUCGGACUCGUUUCUGUCACAAUGCCUCGUUCAAGGAAGCAUGCCUCCCCCGUACAAAUUCGGUGUGGCAGCGUAUGACACGCUAAGCGCAAGCGCCCAGCUAUCUGCAUGCAUUGAGAGAGCCGAGAGGUGGGUUUCUACCUGCUGGCAUGGCUCUCUCAGCCGCGCAGCACUUACUGCAUCACCUAGCCCAUGCAUAUUUAGGGCCGUUAGUGUGCUUGACGCUCUUCUGUCUCCCACUCCUGGGGCAUCACGAGAUGCAUCCAUCACAGAGGCGUAUAAAUGGGUCGCGAUCGCUACAGCAGCUCAGUUGGCAAUUCAUAAGGAGGGGGAGGCUGGGAAUGUAGACGGCGUCGGAGCCCAGUCGCAACUCCGGGGUGUCGCUUUGGUUUCAUGGCAAAAAGCCAAGGAGCUAGUAUUCAGAAACAUUGCAGCCACGGGAUCAUUCCGACUAGCCCUAUCGCUUGUUUUCUUCGGUGAUAUUAUUCCUCCAAAUAGCAGCACUAUUGAAGAAGACAAGGAGGACAGGGCUUUUGCUUUUUGCGAAGGAAUCAAGCGUUUGAGGGCGCUCUGUUUACAAACACGCAGCGAUAUCGAAGCUCAAAAAGAAAUGGGCUCCACCCCACGCUCGACGUCUUUCAACACUACCAGCGGAGGAAAACGGUAUCAUAUACCGAACCUACCGCCUGAGGCAAACCAAUUAAUUUUAGAGCUUGUCGGCGCACUCGAAUGGUUGGUUUCUCUAUACAAUACUAUCGCUAUUGGCACGUCAUAUGGGAAGAUCUGUCCGUUCCCUCUUGAGGCGGAGGAUGAUGAACCAACUAUUUCUUCUGGUAUGGAAUCACCGGCGUCUAGCCAUAUCAUAGACGAUGACACCCUAUCGCCUUUGUUAGCAUGGCGGUGUCCGCAAGAGAUCGAGAACUCCAUCGUGGCGCGUGUACAGCAGGGAGGAAGCUCAUUUAUUGAAUUCUGGAAGAAUAAUGUCCAUGAGAGCGAAGCGGUACUUUAUGCUGGAAGACUUUUCGUAUCGCUUUCCAUUCUUCUAUGGAGAUCUCUGGCUCGAUUUACAAUAGGUGCAGCAGCAGUCGACACAGGGAAUGCUAAGUAUAGCGACAUCGAUCGGGACUACACCGCGAUGAUUGACCUCAUUGAGCUCUGGAGAACGCAUUUUGGAAAGGUCGACCUACAUACUAAAUUGUGUCUUCAGCAAUCAGAUCGCGAAGUCUGGCGAAUGUCUGCUUUUUGUUCUGUCGAUACUGAUUUCGCUAUACUGCUCUUUUACAACGUGGCUCAGAGGCUCGAGAAGCGUCUUGUACAACUACCAUCGAUACCGGCUAAAGAACGGCUGUCCAGUUCUAUUCGAUCCACACGAGCACGCCGCUCCACGCAAAGGCUUGUGAGUGCCAUACAAAUAGCCACAAUCUCUUCCACAUGUCAGGGAUCAGCUCCAGCGCCACUGUGCCAGCCGAUACCAACGUAUGGCCGAUACAUGUGCGCACAUCCGUCGCCUUGGGCGGUGAUUCAGUUACACACCCUUGCUGCACAGGCCUUUUCCGAUGAGAUCAACAACCCGAGCACUCCUCCCGAUGCCAAGCACGCUUCGGAGAUGACACUGGGCUUGAACACAUGUCUUCGAGGUUUAUUAGGGCUCCGAGACAAUCUAUUCAUGGCCCCUGGCCCAGCUCAGGUUAAUAAUUGACCUGUGCAAAGGAUCGAGUUUUGCGGAACGUGGAGCAGGCUUAAUUAUUGCAUGGAUGCAAACGAAUUCUCUUGUAGGCAUGUUAGUAGAGUUUCUGCCUCCAAAUCUUGCUCA
Aspergillus alliaceus is the source of this 2984-nucleotide messenger RNA. Its product is annotated as Zn(II)2Cys6 transcription factor domain-containing protein. Gene Ontology annotation, biological process: regulation of DNA-templated transcription. The record is from RefSeq and is a predicted model, not a curated record. The coding region runs from base 363 to 2870 and encodes 835 amino acids. NCBI's taxonomy places the organism in Eukaryota, Fungi, Ascomycota, Eurotiomycetes, Eurotiales, Aspergillaceae. Gene Ontology annotation, molecular function: zinc ion binding; DNA-binding transcription factor activity, RNA polymerase II-specific. The transcript is spliced from 3 exons.